UGUGUGACAGCCGGACUUGUGGGUUGCCAAUGUUGAUUUUUGUCUCUUUUUUUUUGCAGGUAUGAAUAGAGAGCUGCUGCGAGAGCCACCUUUGCCUGAGGGGAAUAGAGGGAGGAGCAAGAGAAGGAGGAGGAGGAAGUAAGAGAGAAAGAAAGGGAAGAAAAAAAAAAGGAAAAAGAGAAGAUUGUGUUUUUAAUUGACUGCCGCAGGAAAAGGGUGUCGUGGGCCGACCGCAUCAUGGCGCCGCCCCCGCUGAGGCAGUUCGCCUCCACCUCGGCCAUGUCUUCGCGUCACGUGACCGAGGACACGCCCCCUGACCUGCUCGAGGGCACCAUGGACCUCACCGUCAUCCUGCCCGCCGGCCACAGGGUCAACAUGUCCGUGCACAGGAGCACGCCCAUGAUGGACCUUCUGAUCCAGGUCACCACCGCCCACAAGGUCAACCCGGGCGGCCACAUCAUCCACGUCGUGUCAGACAACCGACUGAUCUCCUACAAGCCUUCCACGCCCAUCGGGACGCUCGACACCAACGUCAUCCACAUCGUGGCCAAGAACAAGGUCAAUGAGGAGGCGAAGAAGCGGCGCGCGCAUCUCGUCACUCAGGCGAUCGAGAAGAACAUCAGGCUGAAGCCUAAGGAAUACGUCUACAAGCAACAACUUGUGGUGAACCUCCCGAGGAAUCAGCUGGCGGUGUAUCGGGUGCCUCCCAAGACGCUCAUCUCGGACGUCCUCACGAUGGUGUGCAAGGAUCGCUGCCUUGACCUCGACAAUCACGAGAUUCGACAUCCAGUGAACGUGGACGAGAAGCUACGCGGCAGCUGCACCCUCGCCGACUACCAGCUGCAGGAGGUGUGUGUGGUGCCGCGGGACUUCCGUGCCCCGCCGCUCUCCGUCACCGACCUCAUCACCAUGGCGGCCAUCUCGCACCCGGAGGACAAGAAGAGACGCACGCUCCUCUCGCUCUUCUCGAGGAAAACCAAAUCCUCGACGGGUGACAGCAGCUUGUCGUCAGGCAGCGCGGGCGAGCGAAGCGUCAGCCCCGCCCGCUCUGACGAAUCGGCUGACGGGCGGCCGACCCCCCGCCCACUCUCCCCGGCCUCGUCCUCCGCCACCCUCACCUCCAGCCACCCGCCGCCCCUCUCCCGGCCCGCCUCCUCGCUCAACCUCGCCCGGGCCAGGAAGAGACAGGCUCCCGCGCCGCCGCCCGCAGCGCCUCCGCCCGCAGCCGCAGCGCCCGCGCACCACUCCAAUGGCAAGGCGGAGAGCGAGCGGCGGGAGGGCGGCGGAAGCAACUUGUCGCGGCGCAGUUCGGACUCGUCAGGAUACCAUGAGUCGGAGCACAGGUCGCCUCACACCAGCCCCGCCGGCUCGGAGAUCAGCAGCCUGGACACGAGCCGCGGGCCUGGCGCCGCCGCGACCAACCUCACGUCGGUGGUGUCAACGUCCAGCCUGUCCCUGGCCUCCUCCCGGAGCAAGAGGCGCGCCCCGCCGCCGCCGAAGCCCGCUCCCGCCAAGCACGACGACACGGCGCGCCCCUCGGCCAUCCCCGAGGAAGCGGAAACCCCUCAGCCGACAAAGGCUUCCGAGGAAGCCGCGAAACCUCGAGUGAACGGGGAAGCCGAGCCCGCCUCCCCCCCCUCCUCCUCCACCCCCCAGCCCCCGGAGGCGCACCCCUCCUCCCCCACCUCGUCCCACGUGAGCUCCGUCUCGUCCCUGAGUAGCGUAGAGCACCAGCGGGCGUCCAGCCCCCUCCUGCCUCCUCCGCCAGACGUAGAGUGCCCUCCUCCUCCUCCCCCUCCGGCCUCCGCCUCAGACUACACUAACUCUGGCGCCUCCUUCAUCGCCUCCCGUCCUCCUUCCUCCAAAGCCUCCGAUCUCGGAAUGUCACCUUCCCGUAGCCACUCCGCUUCCACCUCCUCUUCCUCCUCCUCCUCCUCUUCGUCCUCCUCUUCCAACACUCCUUCCCCCACCACCGCACGUGCUACUGUUGCUGCCAGAGUCAGCCCGGGAAUGCAGCACGAGGCAGCAUCAGCAGCAGCAGCAUCACCAGCAAGCCUGAGCAACGGCAGUGGAGCAAGUGGAGUCAUCUCUCCUGACAGGUUAGCGGCGCAGGAGGGCCGUCUUCAGCCCCGCCUCCAGGAUCCGCAGCGUCGCCUCUUCUCCUCCCCGCCGCCGCAUCCUGAAGACAAUCGCAAAAGGCGCGCCCCUGAAGACGCGGCCAGGACUGAAGACAGCCACCCUAGCAAGAGCGCCAAACAGCAAGGCCGCGACAUCUCUGACGUCAGUGCUGACAGUGCCAAACAGUACCCUGAGGAUGUUAUAAUGCCACUGAGCGCCAAUAUGGAGAAUGCAUCAAAUAUUCCUAUGUUUAGGAUUGUCACCAAGUCACAAACAACAGUACAACAAGAUGAUGAUGUAAAUAAAAAGUUCAUAGCCGAUGGAAAGACGCAGAAAAUUAAGGAAGACGACUGGCUUGGCUCGAAAGGAAAAGCAUCGUUGGCCGGGAAAGGCAACCCGCUAGCCCGAGGUGGCCGGCUUCAUAAACAACAGAAUGUGUUUCUCGAUGAAGACGACGAUGAUAUGGAUUUCAACGAAGAAAUGUUUGCGCCAAAACAUGCGUUAGGAAACUCCACCAACCAAAGUAUGGAGUGGAGAGAUCUUAGCGACCAGUCUUUUGGAGGCGCCCCCCCGCCAGCUUCCUCGACCCCAGUGGAUAAGUCGACUCCGGAGCCAGUCCCCAGAAAGAAGACCCCGCCCAUGCUGCAGAAGCCCAACCCGCCCAGCAAGCCAGAAUGGUUAGACACAGUCGCCUCCACAAGUAACCGGACGAUCGGUAGUGGUGGCAAUUCAUCCUUUGAAGGCGGCAUUACUGUGGAGAACGUCGAAACGCCACCCAUGCCUGCACCGAGAAAUAUAGUCUCUCGGAAAAAGAGAGCGCCGCCUCCUCCUCCUGCGUCCAAUGUGAAGGUGCCUGACAAUGCACAACAAGAUCAGGUGGUUCCUAGCGUGCCGAAACAGCAGGUGCUUAACCCCUCUUCAGAACUUUCUGUGAGACCAAAGUACAGUGAAAUCCCAACCAGUUCUCGGCCACAGCAUUCAGAAGCCGAAGACUUUGACAGAAUCAUGAACGAACCGCAGGACGAAGAAUUCAGGGUCCAUGUAUCGAGCCUUAAAGAGAUCGAGUCAGACCAGCUAUCUCUGCUAACAGAAGUAGAUGUUGAUUCCCCGUCGUACCAUCGAUCCCCUGCAUCUAGUGUCUCCUCAAGAGAGUCAGGAAUCCCAAAGAGAAGUUUUGAGAUGGAUAUACUAUUUCCUGAAAAUGAUGCAGAUAUGAAGUCCAUAAGUAGUUCAUCGAGCGCGUCGUUCCACAGCUCCUCCCCACCGCCCCCUUCUGUCGCACCCAGCGCCGCAAUCCCCUCCCAGACAUCGGCUAGUAGUUACCGUGCCGGAUACCUCGCUUUGCUAUCACAGCUCAAAAGCUGGGACAACACAGAGUCUCUUCAGACUGCUGGCUUAGACUCCUCUGACUCUCAUAGCAGCACCCCACGCGGGUCCCUCCAAGACACCCCCGCACGAGAGGGCUCGCCUCAGAGCCCCUCUGAGGACGCCUCUCAGUGGUCACCCUCCUCCCGUGGAGGGGCGCAUCGUGGGCCUUCUACACGACCUCGACUUGUCUCCAGCUCUUCUCUGUGCUCAGAUACAGAUCAUGAGGUACAGACUCGCACUGCCAGCUUCUCCUCAGAGACGAGUGAGGAUAAUGUUGUCAGCAGUAGAGUGGAGUCGACCUGCACCCCGAACGAAGAGUCUCUCGCGCCGAAAAGAGAGGAAAACAACCUCCAAGAUGUCGCCAAGAACCUCGUGAACGAAACAGCCCCACCCGACAAGGGAGAGAAGAGUUCGCCUACAGAGAGUAUUAAUCGCUGUAGUAGUAUUAGCAGCGCGGACGAAGAAAGCCAGGCGCACGUCGGCAAGCAAACCCCUGCUUCGGAAUCCGCGACUUUCGGGAGCCACCCAGCCCGAGGCGAACGAGGCGGGCGACGUCACCGAACCCGAAGACUUCACGACGAGAGACUCUGGCUCCUCACAGUCCGAACGGGACUCUGAUGGAGACAGUCGGGGAGAUCACACGCAAGAGCUCAUCAGAGAAACGCCGCAAAAUGGCAUCACAGAAGAAAAAACAAGAGAGGAAGUGAAGAUGGAGAUGCCCGAGCAAACCGUAAAUAUCCCAAAGGAAACCAAGCAUAUCCCCAA
This is a messenger RNA of Penaeus chinensis, 4251 nucleotides long. RefSeq names its product flocculation protein FLO11-like. NCBI's taxonomy places the organism in Eukaryota, Metazoa, Arthropoda, Malacostraca, Decapoda, Penaeidae. The coding region runs from base 238 to 4104 and encodes 1288 amino acids. Gene Ontology annotation, molecular function: actin monomer binding. The transcript has 12 exons. The record is from RefSeq and is a predicted model, not a curated record.